CAUACAUCCCUUCUCUCUCUUCCGGUUAUCUCACCUAUUCGAUAUUUGGGAUUUUCGUCUUUCCUUCCCCCACGAUGGAGAACCAAAAGAUCUCCGAUUUCCUCGCUGAGCAGCUGCAACAAGCUCCGGAGCAGUGCCAGGCCUCGUUCUUGAGCUUUGAAGACUACUGGGAGCGAAAACUAUGGCACCAGCUAACCAAUGCCCUGAUCGAUUUCUUCCGUCUACCAGAGAGCGCUCCCCAGCGGCUACCGAUAUUCAAAACCUUUGUUCUCAGUUUUGCCGACAAGAUCAACCAGCUCAAGUUCGUCUCGCUCGGGUUGAUGGCGUCAACACAGUGCGCAAAUGACCAAGAGCGACUAUCCUUCCUCACAUCACUUGCCGAUAAAGUGAAUAAGCCCGAGACACAAGACGCUUACAUCUACGCCCUGGCGGAAGUCGCAAAUGUCAAGCAACGCCUACAGGACCUGGAGGGAGCGCAGAAAGACCUAGCAGCAUGCCAGCGAGUAUUGGAUUCGUUUGACUCUGUUGAGAAUGUCGUGCACGCAUCGUUCUAUAAAGUCAACGCCGAUUACUACCACGCCAAAGAAGAAUUCGCCUCCUUUUACAAAAAUGCCCUACUAUACCUUGCCUGCAUUAACCUGGAGGACCUCCCCGAAUCGGAGCGCGUUUCCCGCGCCUACAAUCUCAGUGUUGCCGCCCUCGUCUCGGAUUCUAUUUACAAUUUUGGCGAACUGCUCCUGCACCCGAUCCUGGAUUCCCUAACCGAAACGCCGCACAGCUGGCUACGCGACCUCCUCUUUGCCUUUAACCGCGGCGAUUUAACAGCCUACGAUGUCCUCGCGGGCAACAUUUCCAAGAACAAGCUACUUGAGCAACAUCGCAUCUUCCUAUACCAGAAGAUCUCCCUCUCAGCUCUGACAGAGAUGGUCUUUCGCCGCCCACCCCACGACCGCAACUUGACCUUCGCGUCCAUCUCUGCCGAGACGAAGGUGAAACCUGGAGAAAUCGAGCAUCUCGUUAUGAAGGCGCUCUCUCUGGGCCUGCUUAAGGGAGCCAUCGACCAGGUGGCCCAGAUCGCACAGAUCCACUGGGUGCAGCCCAAGGUACUGGAUAUGAAACAAAUUGAGGGCAUGCGGAACCGGCUGAAGGAUUGGGAUGCGGGCGUUAACCAACUAGGUCACUGGAUUGAAGGCGUAGGAAAGGAUGUGUGGGCUGCGUAAGGGAGACGGCUCAUUUUCAAUAGAUCCUUUCCUUUUCUCUUUUCUAACCUAGGCAAAAAGAGCAUUUUUGCAUGUGUGUACGGCAGUGUACUAGAAUCCUCAUAAUCAAAGACUUGGUCAUGAAGACAACCAAAUAUGAAUUUAUAUUUCUGUGGCCGUUAAAACACCACC
Molecule: messenger RNA, 1391 nt
Organism: Aspergillus ochraceoroseus IBT 24754
Lineage: Eukaryota; Fungi; Ascomycota; Eurotiomycetes; Eurotiales; Aspergillaceae
Product: proteasome regulatory particle lid subunit RPN9
Exons: 3
Coding region: 75-1220 (381 amino acids)
Biological process (GO): ubiquitin-dependent protein catabolic process
Cellular component (GO): nucleus; proteasome regulatory particle, lid subcomplex; cytosol
Molecular function (GO): structural molecule activity
Source: RefSeq, a predicted model, not a curated record